Molecule: messenger RNA, 2883 nt
Organism: Aedes albopictus (Asian tiger mosquito)
Lineage: Eukaryota; Metazoa; Arthropoda; Insecta; Diptera; Culicidae
Exons: 2
Coding region: 1662-2753 (363 amino acids)
Molecular function (GO): catalytic activity
Source: RefSeq, a predicted model, not a curated record
AAUAUCGAUUAUUGGGUACCCGCAAACUAAUACGAUCAAUGGAAUCGUUAACCUUCCAGGACGCGCGCCAUCAAGCAGCUGAAACUGCACCACGCUCGCGCUGUAUAUGACGAGCGAGGUUUUCUGGUAAUGUUGUACUUAACAGCGCGCGUACUGAAGGGUCAAAUAGGAUAUUGAACAUUUAUUUAAUUUGAUUAUUACAAAAGUUCUGGUAGUUGAAAAUUUGAAUGAUUAAGGUUUAGUGGAUAAAAUAUUGCUAUUUUCUAUAGCCUAAUCGAAAGAGCUAAUUUUUCUGAGUAUAACGUGAUUUAAUUGGAUUCCAAUAUCUUUGUUUUGAUGGCUAAAUUAACAAAACAGUUUCAAUUUUCGUGGAUAGAAUGACAGUUCAAUCCAUUAAAUGACAAAAGUCCAAAAAUAAUGAGAUGGAUUUCGACCAAUUUUUGGGCGGAGAAUCCGAUAAUGAAAUAAUCCGGAUACCCCUAAAGAACCCGAAAUCGUUUUCUCAGAUCAAAGCUUUUUUGAUUCCAUUUCGGGCCCUGAGUAUUUAUCUGUGCAAAAUUUGAGAACGAUCGGUUGUCCCUGGGCUUGGAUUAUAUCUUCCAGGAAGCUUUGAUUUCAGGCAUGUGGUCGAUGGCCUUUGCAGUAAUGAUUAGAAUAGCUGAAUGUAUAAUCAAUGGCAAACAAUUCUGUAAGAAUCAGAUCUCCAAGUCAUCUGAUAUAGUUAUACUGAUCAUGACGCUGCAUAGUAUAUCGAACAUUUGUCGAAGUCAUUUAUGUGCCGCGAAAAUAUAAUUCCAAGUUGGAGAGAAUAUUACAAACUGAGGGAGGGUAAUAGGCCCAGUCAGACCCCUGAAUGGGCAAUGUGGGUUAGUUUAUGGGAAUGCCAUUGAAGGUUUGUAAUAUUCUCCGAGGCUUUCGAAAUCCAACAGGGCGCGUCCCCGGGUUGCGGAUAGGGGGAAAAGGGAGAUUUUUCACAUUUGUACUGUAAUCAACCAAUGUGGUAUUAUCUCCUAUGGUGUUGUAGUGCGAAUGAAUGAUCUCAUUCUAUGGGAAUUCGAACCUUGUAAUGUAUUGUUUAUCAACUUCAAUUUUCUAAGCUUGAUAAGGUUUUGAAGACAAACAUGAGAUGAGAGAAUUGCCUAAUAGGAAAGUCACAUCAGCAAAGCUUUUACAUAUGCAAAUACUAUCCAUGGGGUCAUGUCUAGCAUUUAAUAUGUAUGGCAAUGACUGAUUCUUACCUAGCAGGGGUACUACAAGACCACGCGGACAAUUCGAUUAAAGGCUUAAUUGGGGAUAAUAUAUUUUCCAGAACUGAAGGGACAUUUUUUCCGGGGUGACUGGCGAGUCGGAGAGGGUAGAAGUUUCCGUUUGUUAUAAUUGACAAAAUAAACAAUCGGGCGCUUUUUCUUUCUAUGACUUGCUUGGUAUUUUGUGGAUUAUUGUUUUUUGGUUUUGGAAGGUAUGCGAUUCACUAUUGAACCUUAAAAUUAUUUUGCAUCUGAAUAGCAUUGAUAUCGUCAAGUCUGCACCAACACCCUAAUCCCACACCAAAAUACCCUUUUCCUAUCCCAUGGCGUUUAUGUGGUCAGCAAAGACUAUUCAGUCAUUACCCCUCCUUAUCAUCGGCUUUGGACUGACUUGCGCUCUCAUUGCCCCACCAAAUGCUGCAAAAUGAAAAUGAAAAUGAAAAUUUGAGAACGAUCGGUUGUGUCUACACUUGCGCAUUUCAAUUGAAAUUUGUAUGGGAUUUUGUAUUGCUUUUUUUGCACCGUAUUCGACCCCCUGCAGAUUUCUUUUGUCACACCACAAUAUGUUCCCAUCAGUUUCAGCAUUCAUUGCACACUAAGACUUCACGAAACUUCACGAAAUUUCAUGAACUGAAGCAAACUUUUGUUGACAGUAAAAUUGACAUUAUCUGUUUUACUGAAACAUGGCUGAAUAGCACAAUUAGUGAUAGAAUGAUCAGUAUUGAUGGUUAUAAACUUGUUCGUAAUGAUAGGAAUAGACAGGGUGGCGGUGUUUGUAUGUAUGUGAGAAAUAAUUUGUCUUAUAAAGUUGUGUCCAUGUCAUCGAGUUCUUCGAACGAUGUCAGUGGUACCGAAUACCUGAAUGUUGAAAUUAAAGUUGGUUAUGAUAAAGUGUUACUAGGUGUAGUUUACAAUCCACCGAACACAGAUUGCACCGAUGUUUUGAAUGACAUCUUAGAAAAUUCUACAAUCAAUUAUCAAUGUUCCUUUUUUGUGGGCGAUUUUAAUACGGACUUACUUAGAUCUUCAAGACGAUCACGCAGAUUCAGUGAAAUGCUAGAUGCUAUGUCCUACACGUGUAUUAACUCUCAGCCAACUUUUUUCCAUCAAACUGGAUGCUCUCUGCUCGAUCUUCUUAUAACGGAUGCACCUGAUGUUGUUGUUAAACAGGACCAAGUUUCAAUGUCUGGUGUGUCAAACCAUGAUUUAGUUUUUUGCUCUCUUCGUCUCUCGUUUAAUAAAACUGAAAUAAUGUUAGAUAUCGCGACUAUCCUUUUUUUACACGACUUAUUUUUACGCGAUUUUAUUUUGCACGAUUUUUUUUACGCGAUUUUCUCGAAGUUACGCGACUUUUUUUUACGCGAUUUUGGUUAUUUGCGGAGGGCAAAUCGCGUAAAAAAAGAUUUCCCUUUGAUUUUUUUUACGCGAUUUCACGAAGUUACGCGAACUUUUUUUACACGAUCUUUUUUUGCGCGGACGCAUCCAUCGCGUAAAAAAAGGAUUUAGUGUACUACCUUUUCCAUAAUUUUGAGCAUUACAGAGGAUAAACUUAUCGGCCUGAAUGCUUUGGGGUUGGUUUUAUCUCUCUUUCCUGCCUUCGGAAUGAAGACAGCCCGGAUUUGACGCCAAUCGUUGG